AAUUACAUUCCAAACUUCAAUCGCGAUUUCCCACAACCUGCCGAAAUUAAUAUACGACAAUCUUUUAACCAGGCGGACGAGAGGUAAAUUGGCGGCCCUGUUGCCAAGUGACAGUGGAAAGUUCGAAAAAUACGAAAAGGAAACAAAACAAAACGAAACUCGAAAAGGAAAGCCUGCAAUAAAACCUGAAACGCGCUAAAUGGUACACAGGGAAAAUUGUAAAAAUCAUUGGUGUUGUGUACGUGCACGUGGGGGGCGUGAAGUUGUUCCAGUACUUUGCUAACUGCCAAAUAGUAGUGGAAGAAUAGUAGCAUAUCUGGUGGAUUUUUAUUCAAAAUGGGAAAAACUAGAAGAAACCGUGUGCGGCAUAUAGCCAAUUCCAAUCCAUUGGGGAUAGCUAGCAUUAAUGAUUUGUUGAAUGGUGAUGAAGAUUCAAUGGAUAAUGGAUUAGGCCCAGUGGAUUCAAUGCGCGAGCAACUACUGACUGCCAAUGUUGAGGAAAAACUAAAUGCUUUACAAUCACUGGCGGUGUUGGUGCAGUCUGGCAAAAAGGACAAACUGGCGGCAAUUUGCGAAAGCGACAUUAUACGCAUAACAGCACCUUACCUGUACGAUCGUGAUCAACCUUUGCGGAAUGCAGCUGCAGGAGCUCUUCGUAACUUCACUGUCUGUGUGCCAGAAGUAUGCGACAUCUUUGUUGAACAGGACGUGCUUACACCACUUUUAGCGCUACUCGGCGAAUACGCACAAGAUGACGAUUGGGUACCUAGUUUUGACAAUGCAAUGGGCGGUCAAUUAGAUAUACGUUCUGAUACAUUUCUGCAAGCCAUAAAUCUCUUAUGGAACUUGUGUGAGAGUUCGAUGGCGGCGCUGGAAUCCUUUAAUCAAACACAAUUAAUUGGAGGUCUCAUUCGCUGUCUAGAUCAUACUGUUUUUGGUUUAGACAUAGCAAUAUCAGUAGCACAGUGCAUGUUGGUUGUCUCAGAAAGCAACGCAAGAGUUUGGAAUGCACUGACACAGCAUAUAAAAGCAUUGCUAAGUUUGCUGGAAAUAACUGGCGGGUUUGGACACCAUUAUCUGCGCAGCUUGGGAGCAGGUAUUCUAUCAAAUGUACCAGCCUUAGCAGCGGCAUACCCCAGCAACAUUCUGAAUUGCUUAGCACAAACUUUGGCUGUGGAUCAACAAGAGGCUUUGUCAAAUGUGCUGAAUGCACGCGUUAAUAACGAACGCAAUGAAUGCAUACCAGUGCUGGAUAUUAAUAUGGAAACCGAAGAGGAAGAGACAGAAGAGGCGGCAGCUUUGCGUAGGCGGCGACAGGAACUGCCAACACCAGCAGAAAUUGCGAUCAAAGAGGUUGGAAAUCUGUUGGAUGCUCAUCGUGUCGCCGCGGAAAUUAUCACAAAUUUAGUGUCAAGUGAUGACGAAGAGUGGGUUGAUUCCGAUGGCGAAGAUGCAUCAGAAGGUGAAGGUGUUGUAGAUUGUGAAAUAGAGAAUGCAAAUAGCAAUGGUGACAUACAAGAUGGCGAUAAGCUUCCCGGAGAAUUAGUGGAAAUGAUAAAAUCAUUAGGAAUUGUGCAAAAGCUUUGGCAAAAAGCGCAAGUUUUACCAGAUAAUGUUGCGCAAUCCUUGCGGGAAGUAAACUUAGGUUUAGUAAUGAAGGCGAAAAAUUUGCGUAUUUCAUCAUUACUUUGCCUGCAAAACUUGUGCAAUGCAUUGAGUCCUAACGAUAUGGGCGGUGCCAAGGCUAUUUACGAUGUCUGGGUAGAACUUGGUCAGCAAGUAUUCAAGGGAGCGCAAGAUGUUGCUGUUAUGGAGCCCGCGACUUCGCUAAUGCGAGCGGCUUUAGAACGUUUAAAAACAAAUAAAGAACUUUUCAAUCAAAUGGCAGAAAAUGACUUGGAGUUGAUCUUCAAUGGCGUAAAAAAUUGCAGUGUAGCUGAAAUACGUGCGAAUUGGUUACGCAUGUUGGGCACAUUGGGUUGUCUGCUGCCUGAAACAUUAGUGCGCAUCAUAAUCACCUUUAUUAUAGACGCAUGCGCUGAGGAAGAAGAUGUUUGGACAAUUUCCGAGGCGCUUGACGCUUUAAUGGAUAUGUUUGCCGAUAACGAUUGGCCAAAAAUGAUUGUUGAGUUGAAUUUACCGGAAGUGUUGAAAAAGUUAGAGAAAAUGUUUAAAAAUAAGAUACGUCAGCAGCGUCGUGAACUGAAAGAUCGUUAUCCAGCUGUGCAGACGGUGCGCAUAAAUUUGACGCGUUUCAUUCGAUAUAUGGAGACAGAGGCGGAUAAGUACGUGAUCAAUUCAUAAGAUUUGAGAAAUAAAUUACUUUUAAAACUGCAUUUAAAGUAAUGCAAAUUUCGGCCCCAUACUAUGUAAAUAGAUAUCUACAUUUUUUAUUUGACAAAAAGAAAAUUCUAUAACUAGAAUUUGAAACCAAUGUUAGUACCUUUAUUAUUCGAAUAGGGUGUUAUGUGAUUCAAUGAAUACCAUUUGAGAACUGUAAUAUAGCCUGUCGGAUUCAGUGUAUGGCGUACGAAUGGCUAAACUUGAUCAUUGAAAUUGCCCCGCUAGCAUCCCAAUAGAAAUUUCUUGCUCGGCACGAUGUUUUACUCCUUAACUGUGAGCAUUUGUGAAUGAUGUUUGGGAAACAUCAAAGGCAUUCCAUUGUUGUUUGUGUAACAGCAUACCAAUUCCACAGAGGGUUUUUGAGGAAUCAGCUGGAGUCCUUGGCUAAAUAUACUAGCGUAGAGCGGCAUUCAAGAAAGGAAUUAGAUCUGAGUCUUCCUCGACUGUGUCCUACUAGUCCCCGGCCAUCACUCAGGUGGAACACACUUUAGAAACCACUCGACUAAUCGCCUUUAAUGUGGCUAACAACGUGUUUUUCUCUCCUGCGAAGGGCGACGAUUGCGGUUUUGGUGGCAGAGGAAUAAGCUGCCGGUCUGCUAAGGUUGGAUUUAUAAUGACAUCGACCCGUAUGCCUAAGUUGACCUUGACCUCCUUCAACCAGGUGGUAAAAGGUAUUACUAUUGAUUUCAUAGUUGAAAGGGUUAGGUUAUUAAGGGAUAACCUUAACCUUUCUUCGAAAGAUAAGUCAUGUAGGUCAGUGUCCGAUGCCAAAAUCGAACAUUUAUCGUCGUAUAAGACUAAGGAAAUGCCCUUCAUGGUUUUUGCUACUGGUUGUAGGUGAAGUACCAGGAAAUAUUGCAUUACUGCUCCUACCCAGCCUGACGAAACAUCUCUAACUGUCGGAAGACCAGUAUGGAUACCGAAAAAUGCACAGCACCACUACUGCAUUAAACGCCAUUACCACACAGAUAAGCGGGGGUCUGAACCAAGGCCGACCAUGUUAGAGGACAAUUAUAGUCGCAGUUGACCUUUCGAAGGCAUUCGACAUGCAAUCCUUUGCCAAGAGGUCCAGGACUCGGCGCUUUAA
Molecule: messenger RNA, 3430 nt
Organism: Rhagoletis pomonella (apple maggot)
Lineage: Eukaryota; Metazoa; Arthropoda; Insecta; Diptera; Tephritidae
Product: HEAT repeat-containing protein 3
Exons: 10
Coding region: 337-2304 (655 amino acids)
Biological process (GO): ribosomal large subunit biogenesis; protein import into nucleus
Source: RefSeq, a predicted model, not a curated record